Messenger RNA from Lepisosteus oculatus (spotted gar), 1795 nucleotides. RefSeq names its product inositol monophosphatase 1-like. Gene Ontology annotation, biological process: inositol metabolic process; phosphatidylinositol phosphate biosynthetic process; signal transduction. Gene Ontology annotation, molecular function: inositol monophosphate 1-phosphatase activity. The record is from RefSeq and is a predicted model, not a curated record. NCBI's taxonomy places the organism in Eukaryota, Metazoa, Chordata, Actinopteri, Semionotiformes, Lepisosteidae.
GCUAAACAGGAAGGAGAGACGGAGGUAGGAAGUUCAAAGCUCGUUGUGUUGUGAUUCUAGCUUUGCUCGUUAACUCGACCUCAUAUCCCUUCUGUGGUUGUCUUUUUUUACCCCCAAAGGCGGUAAUGUAAAUUAUACUGAUGAAUAUGAAUCUAUUAUUGUGAUAGUGAUUUCCCAGUUGUCUGGCCUUCGAUUAGUUUCACUGCGGAGGCAUAACUAGAGCACUGAGAAGUACAGUAAAGCUGACCACUGGACCAAGGAGGACAAAACUGCACUGAAAAAGAAACUUUGGACAAAAUGGCUGACCCUUGGAAAGAGGCAAUGGACCAUGCAGUGGCUGCUGCAAGGGAUGCUGGAGGAGUUAUUAGAGAAGCUUUACAAAAGGAAAUGAAAAUAAUGCAUAAAACUUCUUCAGUGGACUUAGUAACAAAGACGGACCAAAAAGUGGAACAGCUGAUUAUAACAGCUAUCAGAGAGAAGUAUCCAUCCCACAGUUUUAUUGGUGAAGAGUCUGUUGCUGCUGGACAGCCCUGCAUACUGACAGACAAUCCCACUUGGAUCAUCGAUCCAGUCGAUGGCACAACAAACUUUGUGCACGGGUUUCCCUUUGUUGCAGUGUCCAUUGGGUUUGCUGUCAACAAGGAGCUGGAAUUUGGAGUCGUUUACAGCUGUGUUGAAGAUAAAAUGUACACUGGCCGGAAAGGGAAAGGGGCAUUUUGUAAUGGUGUCAAGCUGUCAGUAUCAAAUCAGGAUGACGUUAAGCAGUCCAUUAUCAUCACUGAGCUGGGAUCUAACAGAGACCCAGAAGUAGUCAGCAAGAUCUUCUCCACCAUGCAGAAAAUCUUGUCCAUUCCAGUACAUGGGCUUCGAGGGGUGGGCACUGCAGCAACAAACAUGUGCUUAGUGGCUUCGGGGGCAGCUGAGGCCUACUUUGAAAUUGGAAUCCACUGCUGGGAUGUAGCAGCUGGUGCUGUCAUUGUGAAAGAGGCUGGUGGUAUCUUACUAGAUGUGGAUGGCGGGCCUUUUGAUCUUAUGUCCCGAAGAACAUUGGCAGCCAACAAUAAAAUAAUUGCAGAGAGAAUUAUAAAAGAAAUUGAAACGUUUCAAGUUGAAAGAGAUGAUGUAUGAAAGUAAACUUAUUUUAUAGUUUCUCUUUGAAAGACUUAAUUAAUAUUUUGUGUUUUAGCUUGAAAAUACUUUUUAUUUAUUUCUUAAAUUGGCAUAGUGGUUAGGACAGUGGACCCUUGAUUAGAGGACUUUAAAACAUACUUCAGUCAGAUUGUUCCAGUAAAUGCCAUAAUAUGAAGCAUAAAUAAUAUUAAAGAUAUAAAUUAUUAUCUUGGAUGUCACCAAAGAUGUGUAAUACGUUACCUGUUUAGAUAGCACUCAUGUUCUUUGGAUUUUAUAUAUGUUAAAUUAAGCCCUGUCACAACAUUUUUUUUACUGUGAAGAACACAUCUGUCAUUAGUGCAGAUUCAUGCUUAAUUAAACAUUCUGCAUUUUUUAAAUUUGGUAUACAGUUCAUUUACUCUGUAUUUCUGUCAGUAUAGUUUCUGGAGUAUUUCUGAGUGCUGAUCACUCAAUACCAUGUUCUGUUAUCAAGUAAAAAAACAGUGAUGACUUGUUAAAUCACAAACAUAUGCUAUAUGCUCAACUACCCUGAUUUGGAUGCAACAGUGCAAAGGUGUUUUUGAAACAACACAGUUUCUUUAUGCUUUUAUCUUAAAUUCAGAAAUAAGUUUAAUAGAAUUCACUGUUCUGGUUCAGGAAUUAAAAAUAAAUUAUGUAAAAUUAU